AUGAUGUUCAAAUACCUUCUCACAGCUCUGAGCUUACUCUCUGCAGCUCAGGCUAUUGAUCCAUUUACAUGGAAUAACGACACAUUCCUCCUCCAUGGCAAGCCCUACCAAAUCAUCGGCGGACAAAUGGAUCCCCAGCGCAUACCACACGAGCUAUGGAGUGAUCGACUCUCCAAAGCCCGUUCAAUGGGUCUGAACACCAUUUUCUCCUAUGUAUACUGGGACCAACUGGUACUGAAGCCAGGCGAGUGGAAUACAGACGGUAACAACGACAUCGCACGGUAUUUCAAAACAGCCCAAGAGGUUGGUCUGAAUAUCGUUCUGCGUUCAGGACCAUAUAUCUGUGGUGAACAUGAGUGGGGAGGAUUCCCAGCUUGGUUGAGUACCAUACCUGGCAUGGUAGUCAGAACGAAUAACACGGCGUUCCUGUCUGCCGCGAAAUUCUAUAUUGAUCAUCUCGGUGAAGAGCUCAAGGAUUUAAUGGUUACAAAUGGAGGACCGAUCCUUAUGGCUCAGAUUGAGAAUGAGUAUGGUUCUUAUGGCGAUAACCAUGAGUACAUUGCUUCGCUGCGUGAUAUGAUGAGGGACGCAUAUGGGAUCCCGUUGUACACCAAUGACGGCGGCACGCAGUCUGCGCUUGAAGGAGGUCAGAUUGCUGGAGCACUGGCAGAGACAGAUGGAAGUCCACAAACUGGUUUCGCUGCACGGGACGAGUACGUGACUGAUCCAAGUAGUCUUGGCCCGCAGCUUGAUGGGGAGUACUACAUUACCUGGCUAGAUCAGUGGGCUAGCAACAACACGUUUGAGACAGAUGAGGGAGAUGAAUCUGCUAUCAACACUGCGACAUCUGAUCUGGCCUGGAUCUUGAGUCAAAACGCUUCGUUCAGUAUCUAUAUGUUUCAUGGUGGGACGAACUGGGGAUUCCAGAAUGGUGCAGAUUGGGGGAAUGCGCUGGAACCUAUAACGACGAGUUAUGAUUAUGGUGCGCCGCUUGAUGAAAGUGGGCGCACGAAUGAUAUUUAUAAUGCUGUGCGAGAGACCAUUGGCGCACACAUCGGCAUGGAUAAUAUCCCUGAUCUGGUUGCGGAGAAUCCAUUAAUUGAGAUCUCGCCGAUAACGCUGACUCCCUCGGUGAAUAUGUUCGAUGCGCUGCCUGAGCCCAUUCAGAAGACUAUACCUGUCAACAUGGAGCUUGUGGGACAGUCUUAUGGGUUUAUCCUUUACCGACACGUCGUAACGGGCGCCACAAGCGGUACACUCAAGACAGGAGAUGCACCGCGCGAUCGAGUUCUUGUGUAUGUUAACGGAAAGCGCGUCGGAGUGAUCGAUAACUCGUACGAAGUCCCCAACACAGUGGACUUGACACUCAAAAAGGGUGAUGUGCUCGACUUGUUGAUUGAGAAUAUGGGACGUGUGAAUUUUGGAUCGGAAAUUGCUGAUCAGCGAAAGGGCAUUGUGGGUAAUGUCACUGUUUCUGGAACAGUGCUUCUGAACUGGGAUUUAUACCCCCUUCCGUUGACGUCCCCUCCGACGGCAUCCUCUUCAGCUGGAGCUACUAGCAACCCAUCAGCAGAAUCGAGUCCGAUAUUCUAUACUGGCACGUUCAAUGUUGACGAAGUGGGUGAUACAUUCCUUGAACUGCCAGGGUGGACAAAGGGCGUUGUCUGGGUAAAUGGGGUCAAUUUGGGUCGAUACUGGACAGUUGGUCCUCAGCAGACUUUGUAUCUCCCUGGUGUUUAUCUGCGUGGGAGCGGGAAUAGCAUCACAGUUUUAGCACUGGAGCCUACUGGCAGUGAGGGAUCUGUUCAGGGUAUCAAAACGCGGAACUGGGGAAACAACCCUGAUCCUGAUAUGUCGUGA
Molecule: messenger RNA, 1860 nt
Organism: Penicillium malachiteum
Lineage: Eukaryota; Fungi; Ascomycota; Eurotiomycetes; Eurotiales; Aspergillaceae
Exons: 1
Coding region: 1-1860 (619 amino acids)
Biological process (GO): carbohydrate metabolic process
Cellular component (GO): vacuole
Molecular function (GO): beta-galactosidase activity
Source: RefSeq, a predicted model, not a curated record